AUGGAGGGAGAUAUCAGCAAGGUUUUACAUUGGUUCGAUAAUGAGCCGAGCUUGUGGUUUGUACUCACAUCUUCUGUUCACGGAGACAGCCAUUUAAGCUACACUAGGGUUGUGGUCAUCACAGGCGAAGGGCGCAUGUUCUGUGCGGGUGCGGACUUGAUUGCAUGGAACAAGCGCUCAGAAGCUGGAUUACUGGGUGACGAAGGUGAAAGCAUCAUAUCCGAUACCGACGGAUUUGGGUCUAUCUCUCGCCGCUACAGUUCUUCCAAGCCGAUGAUUGCGGCGGUGAACGGCGGCGCGUAUGGCGGGGGAAUGGAGCUCAUUAUGAACUGCGAUCUGGUAAUUGCUGGUGAAAAUGCAAAAUUUGCUUUCCCGGAGGUAAAGCGCGGCGUUGUCGCUAUUCAGGGCGGUAUGCGGUCCUACUUACUCUGGAAUAUUGAUCACUUGAUUGGCACCACGUCAAACCUUCUCGCUAGUGAGCUGCUUCUUUUGGGUAGAACCAUUACCGCAACAGAGGCAGCCAUUCGUUUUGGGUUCAUUAACCAGGUUGUCCCAGAUGAUCAAGUCCUUCAGACUGCACUACAUUGGGCCGCCGAUAUCAACGCCAACUCGCCCGAUGCGGUACAGAGCACCAAACGUGCUCUGCUACUGGCCAAUCGUAUCGCUAGCGUGGAGGAUGUUGUUGUGGCUCAUGCACGUUCGAAGGAGACCAUACGACAACAGACAAGCACAAACAUCAAAGAAGGUCUGAAAGCCUUCACAGAGAAAAGGAGACCUGUUUGGACCAAUCCAGCAAAGUUGUAA
Molecule: messenger RNA, 804 nt
Organism: Fibroporia radiculosa
Lineage: Eukaryota; Fungi; Basidiomycota; Agaricomycetes; Polyporales; Fibroporiaceae
Exons: 6
Coding region: 1-804 (267 amino acids)
Biological process (GO): fatty acid beta-oxidation
Cellular component (GO): mitochondrion
Molecular function (GO): enoyl-CoA hydratase activity
Source: RefSeq, a predicted model, not a curated record